This is a messenger RNA of Prorocentrum cordatum, 289 nucleotides long. NCBI's taxonomy places the organism in Eukaryota, Dinophyceae, Prorocentrales, Prorocentraceae. The record is from the annotation of a GenBank genome assembly.
GCCAUGGCGCUCGGCCUGGGGGAGCCCGGCCCAGAGUCCGUGGCCGCCUCGCGCUUCCCCGCCAGCGGCGGCGGCCACCCUGGCCACCGCGGCUCGCAGGGCUGGCAGCCAGCGUGGCAGGACGAGCACCAGCAGCCGCAGGCCUGCCGCCGGGCCCAUGCCCAGAAGAUGCGGGAGCUAGAGUAUAUGCGGCUGAUGGGCCAGGGCCGAGACCGGGGCCGGCAGCCGUGCUGGUCGGCCGCGGAGCCGCCGGAGCGGCAGGGGCCCCGGGCGUGGAGCCAGCAGGACC